Messenger RNA from Amborella trichopoda, 5023 nucleotides. RefSeq names its product protein STICHEL-like 4. The record is from RefSeq and is a predicted model, not a curated record. NCBI's taxonomy places the organism in Eukaryota, Viridiplantae, Streptophyta, Magnoliopsida, Amborellales, Amborellaceae. Gene Ontology annotation, cellular component: DNA polymerase III complex; DNA replication factor C complex. Gene Ontology annotation, biological process: DNA repair; DNA-templated DNA replication. Gene Ontology annotation, molecular function: DNA-directed DNA polymerase activity; DNA clamp loader activity; ATP binding.
GAUAUCAGUCUCUCUUCAAUUUCAACUUCUCACAGUAGUACAAGCAUUCUUCUUUCAAUAACAAACUAUUAACAGACUUUGUUUGCACCGCUGCGGGCACAAGCAUGCUUACUUUUGGUGCAAAAACAUUUACUGCUCCCAAAGGAGCAUGCUGUUCAUUUGCCCAGACAAGAUCAAGUGUCGAAGAGCAGUAAAUCCACCAAUAUUUUUUCUUGGAAAGAACCAUAUCUCGUGAUUGUUAGGUAGAUCCCAAAACUCAUGAUAAAAAAUAUACUCCUCAGCUCUUUCACCAGAGGGAGUUCAUGUGCAGUAUGCUCCCUCGUAUAUAGUUUACUGGUACUUUGUCACUCCAUGGUUUGUUUAUAGCAAGUCAAGAUAAGGGAGGACAAGACAAAUUGCACAAUCCAAAAUGAGGGUGUCAUUGCAGCAACCCAUUGUAUAUUUUAUGUUAUAUUCCACAAAAAAAAAAAUAAAGAGUUAUUUUUUCUUUUUUGUUUUUUUUUGGGAGUAUAAGUAGUAUCUCUCAUUGAGUUUCCAGCUCCUCUUGAUUCUCCCUCAGAUAAUCCAAAAGCAUCAUCCUCCUGUUUGUAGUGGCCCACUUCAUAAUCAUACAACCAAACAACUCUCUCUUUCCUCACUCUUCUUUUCCUUGCAAAAAUGCUCCCUUUACAUUCUUUGAAAAAUAGGUACUGGCCCCAGCUGAAAUAAAUUACCCAAAAAAAAGGUAAAGCAAUCCCCAUCAGUGUUCAACCAAAACUGGGUUGACACAGAACAAAUUAUAAAUCAAAGAAGUUUCAAUACUAAACUCAUAGAAAACCUUCCUUUUCGCUCGGCCGGCAGAAACCUUGAGCAUAGCAACAGGCCGGCUGGUCAUCUCUCUUCGCUCAAGGCAUAAAUCAACUAAUUUUGGGUGGAGAAUAAAAGGUGAACCAAAAUUUGAUCACCCUUGAGAUGCCCUUGUUUCCUUAAAAGUGAUCACGAUCUGAGUCAUCUCCAACACUGAAUAACAAUCCUGGUUUUCAUUCUUUGGCCUGCUGAAGAAAGUUCCCUUGUUUUGCAGAGAAAAUGGCGACGCAUAAAGGAGCAGCAAUGCCCCAACUAGGCAUUGGCCCAGAGAGAACCCUCUCUAGAGAUAAGCUACAAAGCAGUGAGAGUGCAAAUUGUGCAGCUAACGAGAAUACGAUACAGUACCCUUUCGGCACAUUUUCUGAGCAACCCAAUAGGAAAAAAAAAAUCCGAAGCAGAAGAAUUUCCAAACGCUGCUCAUCCAUGUCCCUGGCUUACUCUCUUGCUGAGCUUGACAAGGCCCUGAAAGAAGUUUUGGAGCAAGAGAAUGAAUCUUUGCAGCUUGAUUCUCAAGGUGAGUCACUCUAUACUCUCGCAAUUCCAGACCCAAAUAAAGAGAGGACCAAUAUUCAAGGAGAGGAAGGUACAAGCCGAUCAAAACCUCGGAGGAAUGGCUGUGGCAUUCCUUGGCGCUGGUCAAAGAAACACAAGAGGCACCUGAGAGGACAAAUUAAGGACUUCACAGGUAGAAAGUCCUCAAGUCUUAACACGAGAACAGCUCGCAAAAUUUUCGGGACCCAAGUGUCUAGUGAUGGUGAAUCGCUCUCCUCCGAUGAAUAUUCAAUAGAAGAAGCAGAACCCACCAGCUAUGAGAUCAUGGACUUGAGCUUCAACUCCGCUCCGGUAGAAGGGCAAUGCUACUUCCCACACUUUACCCAUGAAGCAAAUCACCAUGGCUCCAAACAGGAAGGUGAGAAUGAGAGAUACCAUAGAACCAAGGAGUCGUCUACAUGCAGAAGCUUGUCGCUCAAGUAUCAACCGAAGCUUUUCCAGGACAUCAUCGGCCAUGAAAUCACAGUUCAAGCUCUAGAAAAUGCGAUCGGGAAGAAGAAGGUAGCACCCCUGUAUCUCUUCCAUGGAUCAAGAGGUACAGGAAAGACGUCCACUGCAAGGAUAUUUGCAAUGGCUUCCAACUGUGAAAUUGCUUCAGCCAACAAGCCCUGUUGGAGUUGCAGAGGAUGUUCGAGGAGCCUAUACAUCGCAGAGUUGUGUUCGGGGAGUAGGAGGACUGGGUUUGAGAGGAUCAGAACUCUAAUUCAGAGCACCGCAUUCUCUCAGACUGUUCCGGGUUACAAAGUGUUCAUCAUAGAGGAGUCACAUACGCUCACUGACGAAGCAUGGUAUGAGCUUCUGAGCAUGGUGCAAAGAGUACCUAAGUCGGUGGUUUUUGUCAUGAUAACAGAGGACGCAAGCAUGGUGCCAAGAGUGGUAUCUUCGAGAUGUCAUAAGUUCUGCUUCACAAAGCUCAGAGACCAAGACAUAGCCUCAAAACUGACACGAAUUGUCACUUUAGAGAACAUUAGGAUUGAUGGGGAGGCACUUAAAUUGAUAACAGUGAAAGCUGAUGGCUCCUUGAGAGACGCCGAGAACAUACUCGACCAGUUAUCUCUCCUUGGGUCAAGAAUCACAAAUGCAAUGGUUCAACAACUGGUUUGUGCUCCUCUCUACAACCUUAUCCCAUUAAUUAUGCAUUGCAAUUGCAUUCACCAACUUCUUACAGUCAUUAAUUUACAGGUGGGUCUUGUGCCAGACAGUAAACUUACGGAGUUACUCAAUAUGGCCCUAUCUGGAGAUACCGCCAGGACAGUGUGCUGCACGAGGGAGCUCAUCGGCUCAGGUGUCGAACCAGUUGCACUAAUAUCCCAAUUAGCAUCUCUCAUCACAGAUAUCCUAGCAGGAAAAUCUGCAACAACCACACCUUCCAAAGAUGAGUUAUUAUUAAGAAGCCAAUCACUAACAAAGAAUCGCCCUGAGAGAUUGUGCCAAGCAUUAACGAUACUCACUGAAACAGAGAAGCAGUUGAGGUCAUCCACUGAGCAUGCCACAUGGGUUGUGGCUGCUCUUCUGCAGCUUGCACCACCAGUCUCCGAUUCACAUUCCACGAAUGUUGUCUUGCCCAAAGGAAUCAUCUCUACAGGAAACAAAUCCACAAAUGGAGCAAGACCAGCUCCAUCAGUUACAAAUUGGAAGACAUUUACUGAGUACACUGACGAAAGAACCCAUUUCAGUGUAGGAAAUCUGGAGAAACUUGAUGUCAAAGUGAAUGAUAUAGACGCAACUGCUAUUAGUGGUGAUAAUGGUACAAAAUCUGGAAUAGGUUGUCUUGCGAUGGUUGAGAUGAAACCCAACUUAGCACAGAUGAGAAAUAUGGAGGAAGUCUGGAAUAACAUAGUAGAAAGGAUUCAGAAUAAGUAUCUCAAGGAAUUUUUGAACCAGAAUGGAAAGCUCAUGUCACUGACUGUGUCCAAAGCCAAUGCAAUCGUUCAUCUGAUGUUUAAAACUCCAGAAGACAAACUAACAGCUGAAACUUCCGAGGCAACCAUCUCCAAAGCAUUCGAAGCUGCCCUUGGCUGCCCAGUGACAGUGACAAUGAGCUUGGAACCAUCCGAAUUUAGUAUUUUCAGGACCAGUGUCCCAUUGACUGAUGAACAACUAGGGCACACUAAGCAAAGACAACACAGAAGGUUUAACUCAAAGACUGAGGAGCAACAGAACACAAAUGCAAGAGAAGUGGUUCUCAACCACAGUCGAAGCUCCAAAACAACUGGUACAUCUGAAAUGCUCCUUAGAUCCACAAGUUCUCGGGAAUCUGUGAAGAAAGUUCAAGUCAGAGAUAUACUCUCUGAAGAACAUGAAAGGAGAGAUGGGCAUCACAGACAUAGCCAAGAUUUCUCUGGUAGUUUGCUUCAAAGAAACAGGCAAGAUAGAGCCUUAAAGGAUCAAGAUCCAAAAGACAGAGCUCUGGAUAUGAUCACAAUGAACACAAAUACUCAGCUCAAGCGUAGAUCUUUGGGCAUGCUCUCUCUUACUUCAAUUCAGCAGGCAGAUGCAAGCAUAGAGCCUUAUAGCCAAGAUUUAAUGUUUGAAAACAAAAAUCAAGACAUAACACUACUAAAGAGAAGAACUUCAAACCUUCAGGCCGACUCACCCAAAACAAGAGAUCAUCAGCAACAUCGAGCAUGCCUGGAAAUCUCUUCCAGCUGUACUGAAUUGUUCUGUGGUGGAGAGGCAAGGGUCAACCCCUAAUGUUAUGUAGCCCAAGACAAUGAUGAAUAUCCAUCUCCAUCUCAAUCUCGACAUCUAACCAGGUAGAUAGCAAUGAAGUUGAAGCAAAAUGAUGCAUGGAUGCAAGGAGACUGAUGUAAGACUCGCCUAAGACCGGAGUCGACCUGGCUGCGGUAGCCUCCAAGUUUCAGACAAGCCUGAAGGGACUUGCACAAGUAUUAUAUCCGUUAUGUAGUUUUUUUAAAAGACUCAUAUGAGUCUCAACAAGCCUACUUGGCUCAGGGCUAUGGUGAGCCCCGGUCCCAUUCUGUUCAUUUAAACUGUCUAUUAAGGCAGCACCUUGUUCAGAUUCCAUAAUAAGAAAAAACGCCUACUCAAACAGAAGAUUGUUUCCCCACUUCAAGUCUAUACUAGAUAUAGAAAAGCCAAUACCAUCUGCCCUUAAGAUCCUAAAACCCCACAAUUGUUGUUACUCAAUUUGUUUUUCAUCUAUUAAAGCUGAUUACUUUGAAGCAUAAAGUUACGAAAAGUUGACGGACAAAUAUAUGGAAGAUACCGGGUUGUUGAUGAUACACAUGAAAUCCACUCAAGACACAUUUGAUUGCACUCAAUUAUUCCAAUGACCUUCCAAAUAGACUAUAAUGCAUGCGGAUCCAAUGCCUCCACAUUCUUCGCCAAAGCAAGCAAGCAAGCAAAAGAUAGGAAACUUUCAUAGUAAUAGCAAGCACUGAAGCAAUAGCAAGUUUUCAAAGCAAACUGGUUCCCACAGUUAACCUUUCUUGCCACUAAAUGUACAUGAUCUUUCCAACAAGGGAAAAUAAAUGGAACAAUCUGAAACUGCAGAUACUUAAUGGGUCACUACCUGUGAUUGACCACAAAUGUGGUUUCUCAACAGGGAAUGUUUUUUUCUGGGCUGGACUGCAAUUUUAUCGAAGCCCCAACAUGACUUGCC